ACAACCUGUCUGUUGAUCGCUCGUUUGCGGCUCAUUAACAGCCAGAGUUACAUUAUGAGCCGGGUUUGAUUCCUCAGGAGGACGUUGUGGGGCUGUCGUGUUGUAUUUAUUUAAUUUUUUAAACUUGCCACGCAGAGAUACAGCUGUGUUUCUGCCUCCGACACAACGACAAUGUCCUGAGCGACGGAAUUAAAACCCGAGAAGAAGAAGAAGAAGAAGAAGGCUUUUCCAAAUGUAGCUUGUUAGCUCCGUUAGCUCCCCCCAGCUCCUGAACGGGCUCUGCAUGGCGAACUAGCGCCGGUGUGUGAGUACAGAGAGGGCUACAGCGAAAACAACCGCUUCUUGUUGUUGUUGGCGGGCGGCGAAACGUGUGGAGAUUAAUCCCCCGGUUGUCAACCUCAGCUCCGGGGCUAACCCCCCGGUCGCCGACCGAAUUUAUGGCCGGAAAUCCGAGGAGGGGCGCCGGGCUCAUCGGCUUGUGGAAGGACGCCUUUCAGCCGAGCCAGCAGCCUCCGCAGCCUCACCAACCUGCUGUGGUCGAUAAGAAAAUGGUGGAGAAGUGCUGGAAACUCAUGGAUAAGGUGGUGCGUUUGUGCCAGAACCCCAAGGUGGCAUUGAAGAACAGUCCUCCCUACAUCCUGGACCUGCUGCCGGACACCUACCAGCACCUGCGCACCAUCCUGUCCCGAUACGAGGGCAAGAUAGAGAUCCUUGGGGAGAACGAGUAUUUUCGCGUGGUCAUGGAGAACCUGACCAACAAGACCAAGCAGACCAUGAGCCUCUUUAAGGAGGCCAAGGAGAGGAUGUACGAGGAGAACUCCCAGCCCAGGCGAAACCUCACCAAGCUGUCGCUGAUCUUCAGUCACAUGCUAGCAGAGCUAAAAGCCAUCUUCCCAAAUGGCUUAUUUCAGGGCGACAACUUCAGGAUCACCAAAGCUGACGCUGCCGAAUUUUGGAGAAGGUCAUUUGGGGACAAGACCAUAGUGCCAUGGAGGACGUUUCGUCAGGCUCUCCACGAGUUUCACCCCAUCAGCUCGGGCUUGGAGGCCAUGGCCCUCAAGUCCACCAUCGACCUCACCUGCAACGACUACAUCUCUGUCUUUGAGUUUGACAUCUUCACUCGGCUCUUCCAGCCAUGGUCGUCUCUUUUAAGGAACUGGAACAGUCUGGCGGUCACACACCCCGGUUACAUGGCCUUCCUAACCUACGACGAGGUCAAGGCUCGGCUGCACAGGUUCAUCCACAAACCCGGCAGCUACAUCUUCAGGCUGAGCUGCACUCGGCUGGGCCAGUGGGCAAUCGGCUACGUGACGGCCGAUGGGAACAUCCUGCAGACCAUCCCACAUAACAAACCACUCUUCCAAGCCCUCAUUGAUGGAUACAGAGAGGGAUUCUAUCUGUUCCCAGAUGGACGCACACAGAAUCCAGACUUAACAGGGCUGUGUGAACCUUCCCCACAGGACCACAUCAAAGUCACUCAGGAGCAGUACGAGCUGUACUGUGAGAUGGGCUCCACUUUCCAGCUUUGCAAGAUCUGUGCGGAGAACGACAAGGAUGUGAAGAUCGAGCCUUGCAGGCACCUGAUGUGCACUUCCUGUCUGACUGCCUGGCAGGAGUCGGAGGGUCAGGGCUGCCCGUUCUGCCGCUGUGAGAUUAAAGGCACAGAGCCCAUCGUAGUGGACCCCUUCCACCCGAAGGCCGGCGGGGCUUCCUUUGCCGGUUUCCAGGGUGCCAGCAGAGCGGAAGCUGCCGGCAAUGACGAGGAAGAGGAUGAUCGCCUGGAGGACCAGCACCUUGUCAUGAGCAGGCUGGCCUGCUCCAAGGUUGAGCGCCCACCAUCUCCAGUGUCUCAGCUGCCUCCGGUGCCCCCCCGACUGGACCUCCUGCAGCAGAGACCCUCCAGCUCCCACAGUGCACAGGGACAGGGAGCCACAGCCAAGACUCACAGAGACAAGCCUCUACCUCUGCCUCCAGCCCUGCGAGAGCUGCCCCCUCCUCCCCCUCCAGAUCGCCCCUCCCUGGUCGUCCAGGACUCCAGACUCCAGAGGAGACCCCUGCCCUCCACCCCCGACCAGCCCGCCUGGGCUUCCAACUACAUGGUCCCGCGUCCGGUCUCCAAAGCCUUGACAUCCGUGUCCUCCUGCCCUCAGAGCAACGGAACCAGCGGAGAGGGAAGCAAACCCACGGCAGCUACUAACGCCGUUUACUGCCUGGCUGCGAGAUCUCUGCCACCGCCCGCGGUGCCGAGCGGGGAGAGGCCGUCGUCUGACGGUGAGGAGAACGAGUACAUGAGUCCCACCUCUCUUCCAGCCUCUGGUGCCCCCUGGGUCAUAACGGGCUCCUUGGUGCCCCCACCACCAGUCCAGGCGAACCACCACGACAACGACAUCGGCAGUGAGGUGGGUGACAGUGACUCUGAGGACCCCCAAGUCUACGAGUCCAUGUGUAACAUCCAAGCCCAGGCUGGUUCCUCCGAGACAGCACAGGCCUCUGACCUGGACCACCCUCAACAUUCAGCUGUGGUUUCCCAGGACAUGAAGGAGGACACCAGCGAGGAGGAUGUUUACGAGUACGACUGUCCCAGACCUGUCGUCCCUCCCGCCCCCACCAGAAGAGCCCUGUCGGAUAUCGGCGGUCCCUCAGCUGCCUUCAGCACUCUCAGCAUUGACAGCGCGGUAGAAGCCAGUAUGUUUGCAGCAGGCGGCGAACCCGAGCGUCCCCCUAAACCCCUCCCACGCCGAGCCAACUCCGACCGGCGCCCUCGGCCUGCAAACCGUGAAUUUCCCACUCCAUUGCCGGACCUCCCUGGUCCCUCCUCUGCCUCCUCGUCGCCUCCACCACCUCCUCCUCCGGCGGCGGCAGGCCCUGGAAGCCUGGCCCUAAACGGGGAGAUCGAAUGCCUGAUGUCCCAAGGCUACUCCAUCCAGGACAUCCAGAAAGCCCUGAUGAUCGCCCAGAACAACCUGGAGACGGCCAAGAACAUCCUGCGCGAGUUCGUCUCCAUCCCCUCCACGGCACACAUCGCCACAUAGUCACUCCAGGCAACGCCCACCCCUUCCCACCCCACAACCACCAUCCUCUCAGUCUUGUCUCCGUCUCCACUCUGUGCCAUUAUCAUGGAUCGCAUUUACCAAGCACUUUUCCUGCAGAGCCACAAGUACUUGCCAAAAGGCUUUACUCUGAGGAGUGAUGCUGCGUUCACGUCGUAUCGGAAGAUGGCGGCUGCAUCGUCUGCAACUUGUAGUCACUGAAAUAUCAUCCAAAGUCAAACUGCAACAGGUAUUACUUGUUUUUCUAAGUGAAAUAUAUUAUUUUGAUUAUGUUGGACUACGCCGAUGCCAAGUCGUUGAUAUUGAAGCCUCAAAACCGCUUGUUUACUCGUAAGUCCAGAUGGAGCACGAAGCUCCUGAGAGCGGACGUAUCCAUCGGUAGUCCGGUAUGACCUGAACGCAGCAUACACGGAGAACCGAAGCCUUUAAAUGUGAGCUCUCUGUAGCCAAGCUUUGACCCUGUUGUACUUUUGCUGAGGUCCACUCGUACCGUGGCAGUGUUUCCCCCCCCUCAGUCAGAGUACAUUUCUCUCAUUAAGCUAAGUGUGUUGAAGCUACAGUGACUCUGAUCAGUAGAGGGAACCCUGCGGAGUUUCUGCUUUUCCACUCGGCGUCCCGCUGCUGGCAGCCGUUCCAGUUUGGUGGCUUUUUCUUGGCAAAACAUUGUGGCGUACGAAAAAAACAUGUAGCGACGACGAGCUCUUCGGUCAGAAAAAUGUAGUGAUUUAACUCCGUGGUGUGUGUGUGUGUGUGUGUGUGUGUGCUCACGCUGAUGAAUGUUAAGUCGCAGUGCAGUAUCGCAGGGCUUCACGUCGUACGCGUCACCGUGGCUCGCUCUGUUGUCGAUGGUAUUUGACAAGUCGAACUCCACAUUUUCCUCUCAGCUCCCGGUUCAAUGAUGGUUCUAUUAACGAAAAUAACAAGUUUAAUGUUUAAGUACUCAUUUAAAAAAAAAAAAAAAGGUGUUGUGCUGUGUGUAGUACUAACAAAUGGCUGAAUCUUUUCAGAAGUUUAUUUUUGUCAUUUCAUUCCAUGAUUGCCUGCCGCUGUUUCAGGUGGUCUGACACUGAAGGCUGGUUUAUUUACUCUAAAGCUUCUCUGUAGUUUAUAGGACUUUUACAUGUGCUGGUAUUUUAGCUCAGUGACACAUUUGCACCCAGAACAGCUUCACUGAGGUCAGAUUGAAGGGAUUUACACUGAGCUCUAAUGCAAAACACUGAAGGUUGUCAUGUGGACUCAGGUACUCAGUGGGUUGAAUGUAAUGAAAGCACACACAGAGGAUGACAGAACGUCGGCAGUGUUGUGGACGAGCUCAAACUCACGACUCAUUCUUACAGAAACAUUCCAACGAUCUUAUUUUUUUUAUUUUUAUUCUCGCCUUCCCUGCAUUAUAUUUACAUACACUCACUGUUUUUAAAGAUUAAAGGUCAGUUCUGCCUCCCCCAGACGCAGUCACUUCCUCCUGUUUCACUCUGUGCCAGUGUAUCCACAGUCCUGGAUCUGGUCUGGAUCUCGUGCAGCUCAGACGUUUCAGUCACUCAGCGGUUCAUGAGAUUUGUUGCAGGAUGAAUGUUGAUAAUUCACCGGCUAGUAGGCGUCCUGAUCAGAUAUUGGAGCUGGAAUGACGAAUCGAUAAAGCUGGGCACACGCUGUACGAUUUGAGCCAGUUUCUGAUCCGAUUUCUGAGCCGCACAACUCUUUUGAGUCUAGUCCGAGUCAUUUGCUAUGAAGGGGGGGGAGUGAGGACUGAUCAGCUGCUCCCAAACACACGUCUGAUGUUCGGAUGAAUUUCUGAUGAGUCCAAAAUUUUGGUGGGAUGAUGUCCCCAAAGUUCCCCCAAAGUUCCCCCAAAGUCUGUGCCUUUAUUCCCCUCGCUGCCCAGAGUGGCUAUCAGAGCGUCUGAAUGUGACACAGUGGACGUAAAACACGGAGGCUGGUCGAGCGGUGGCAGCAGCACACCUCCCCCUCCUCGAUGUUUCCUCCCGUCACGACUGACGUGAACAGGAACGUCCUCUUUCUUUAGGAGUUUCAACAACGGGCACACAGGACGGCACAGGUGACGAAGGCUGCACUCUCUACCUGCCCUCAGAGCUUUCAAACAGAGCUUUAUUGACGGUUGUGAACCGUGGAGCUCUGGCUCGCAGACAGUUGAGUUGAACAGUAGGAGUACAGUGUGUGCCCGGCUUUAGUUGAACAGAAAAUGAAUCUAUUUAUUUUUAGAAUCGUUUAAGUCAACAUAACAUUUUUGUAGUUCCAGCGUCUCCAUUGUGUGGAUUUGCUGAUUUGUUUUUGUCUCAUUUGAUAGCAAAUCAGUAAUUUUGGGUGAUCGGACAAACCCGGCGUUUAUUUAUAUACACAUACACACAAGUUUGGGACAUUAUAUAGACCAAAAGAUGAAUUGAGAAAAUGAACUGAAUAAUCUUAAAGACCUGUAAGAUAUAAAUGAGAUUGUUUUUAUCAUAUUACUGAAACAUCUCAACAAUUAUAACGUGGAUGAACUUGAAUUUUGGUGCAGAUGUUUUGACUCUUCAGCUCCAGCUGUGCUUUGUGUUGAGGGCUAUUUAGCAAAUGUUAGCAUGUGAAAUGUAAAAAGCUCAGCGUUGGCAUUGUGAGCAUGUUAGCAUGCGGGCUCUUGUAAAGUCAUAUAUUAAUGAACCGAGUGGCUCAAAUGUCAGAGUUUGUGAUCAGUCUGAGGCCUGGGGACGUUCACAUCCUUUCUACCAACAAAACCUCCAAAUUCACACGCAAACAGUCGUCUGAAGUUGUGGAUUUCACUCAGGUUUUUUUCUUAUUUCUCUCCAGUGGACCAAUAACGAGCAGCUGUCACUCCCGUUCUUUGAUGCUAUAUCACUCCAUCAGUGGCCACAUGAGGGUCCUGCAUAUUAACCCGACCACAGGAUCAUUUAGAGCUAAAGAUGAAAAGCUGGCUGACUCAUCAAAGCCGGGAGUCUUGACUCGAGUCCAGGACUACAGGAGCGCAGAAUACAAAUCCGCUGCGAGAGGGCUGUUCCAUAUUAAUGCACACAUUUAGGAACACUGCCAGAAACAAGACAGGGCUGAGUGUCUCAUCCCCACUGUCACAUACGGAGAGGAAAACACGUCUGAACAGUGCAAUUUCUCCUUUUUUUUUCUCCAGAAUAGAUCCUCAAAUGUCACUUUUGAUUUCCGCGGUGAAACACGUAAAUGUGCCUUCUGUCCAUCCCACCCUGCAGACGAAACCAAAACCGCUCCUCCGUGUUUCAGUGAAAUGGGAAUGUGCACAGUGUCUGACUCAGAUAUUCACUUCCAGUCAGCGUAUGUCGAGAGUUUGGAGGUGGUUCUCCACAUGGGGGCCAUUAGAUAUGCAGACAGCGUCACAGGAGGUAGUUAAAGCUUGUGUUUAAGGUUUGAACACAUUAACUGGUUAUGAAACAGUCUGAAUUUAAUACUGAUUGCUCUGUAUGACGCUGUUCGCCUGUACGCUGCAUUCACCACAGUAAAACAUAAACUAGGUACUAUUUACACAUUUUACUGUAUAACAUUUCAUUGUUUUUUUAUUUAGUGAAUGCAGUGUGCAUCCGUACUGAAGUAUUCCUGUGUUGCAGAGCUCUGACAUGCUAACACUUUAGCUUCUUUUACUUUGUAUGGAAACCAGAUGUAGUGAUAAAAACCUUCCCACAGUUGAUAUUCGUGUACAGAGUGCUGCAGGGAUUAUAAGUUAGCAUCGUUCCUGGUUCCUCUUUCAUUCUGUACUGUAAAUACUUCACUAACGUUGGGCUAUAAACAAACUGCACCACCACUGAAGUUUAAACUUGUAAUUAAAAUCCACAAGUUGUAAAGUUUGAGUUAGCCUAGUUUGUGUGCCCGACAACCUCUGUGUCUCAUUUAGCGUCUUUUUAGCAACCGCCUUUAAGACACGUGAAAGCUUCUAAAUUUACUGACUUUAUUUUAUGUCUUAGUACAAAAUGUGAAAAUGUCUGAAGCUUAUGUUAACCACAGAACUUAUUUAAACCAAAUACCUCACUGACUUUGAGGUGAAGCUAAAAUGCUAACUCAUGUCCAGGUUUUAAGACUUUUUCUUUUUUCCUAAAAUUAAGUCUGAAACAAGUCUCCAUGUGUGUAAACUCAUCCUCCAAGCUCUUGACAACGGACGUAAUGGAAGUGUAAUGUGGUUCAAACCGGAAGGAAACACUGUACAUUGACCUAAAUUGUCCUCGUGUAGAUUGAUCAUCAAUCAGAGAAUGUGUCGCCGAUCCCUCGACUAACUCCUGACCGUGAAAGUGCCGCUGUGUGAGGAAGGAUUACGCUCGAGGUCGUUGAAUCACUGCCACUGUCUCUCUCUCUCACACACACACACACACACACACACACACACACACACACACACACACACACACACACACACACACACAGAGAGUUGGUUCAGACCCACCGGUUCAUGGUGUGUGUGGCGUAAUCAUGGUUACUAGCCUUUUUCACAACAAGAACUUGCCUACUAAAAAAAAACAAAACAAAAAAACAAGUUGUCAUUGCUUUGUUGUUGCUUGUGUAAAUAUGAUUUUAUUUAUUGUCUUUUUAAUAUCCUCAGCAUUCGUUUUGUUGCCAUGUUUUCAUGCCUAAGCCAUUAAGAUUUUUAAUUAAACAGUAUUUUCUUUAA
Molecule: messenger RNA, 7686 nt
Organism: Dicentrarchus labrax (European seabass)
Lineage: Eukaryota; Metazoa; Chordata; Actinopteri; Moronidae
Product: E3 ubiquitin-protein ligase CBL
Exons: 15
Coding region: 438-3032 (864 amino acids)
Biological process (GO): negative regulation of epidermal growth factor-activated receptor activity; cell surface receptor signaling pathway
Cellular component (GO): membrane raft; plasma membrane
Molecular function (GO): SH3 domain binding; phosphotyrosine residue binding; calcium ion binding
Source: RefSeq, a predicted model, not a curated record